Messenger RNA from Closterium sp. NIES-65, 2031 nucleotides. Lineage: Eukaryota; Viridiplantae; Streptophyta; Zygnematophyceae; Desmidiales; Closteriaceae. The record is from the annotation of a GenBank genome assembly.
AUGGGCGCCGCGGACCUGACGGGCGUCGGCAAGCCGCCCGAACGCGCCUCGUACUUAACUAAAGACGCGUUCGCCGCGGCAGCGCGCAAAUGGCUCGCGACGGUGAAGCAGCGCGUGCAGAAGCUGAUUCAGCAGGCGUCGGGAGGCGGAGGGAAGGGGCGCGGAUCGAGCAAGGGGAACGGCGGACGCGGGAACACCACAACCGUUGACCGCAGUCUGGGGUACGUCCCCCCCACGACCAAGGACCUCAAUCCCGCCAAGCUGCCCAAUCUCAACACCGUCUCGCGCUACCUCACCGUCGGUCUCACGCUCGACCCGACCUCGCAGAAGAUCACUGCUGUUGACUUGUGGGCGGCCAUUGACUUCAUUGGCUUGGGCCCAUAUGCCAUCAAACCCCUCCCAGGAGCCUGCUGGGCGUACGCGGCAGCGCGGGCGGUGCAGGGCGCGUAUGCGAAGCUCAAAGAGACGGACGAUGAUGUGUUCCCCGGCGGGAUGAGUCUGUCCGUGCAGCAGCUGGUGGACUGCACUGGCGCUGCUGCCUCGUGCCGGGGGGGGUACCCUGAGGCUGCCCUGCAGUACGCGGCUAAGAUCGGGCUGCAGGACGAGGCGGGAUAUUCCUACACGGGGGCCAGCGGCAAGUGCAGCGUUAACAAGGAUACGGGGCCAUGGGUGUUGCUACCCACCAUACGAGCAGGUGCCACUGCCAGGGCCGUUGGGAAUGGUGGCUGGCCAAUGCGCUCCCUCUUCCUUACUGUGUGCUAUCUCUCACCUACCACCCCUCUCCACCGCUCUCAGGACUUUUACAACAUCUCGAUGUACGAGCAGGUGCCACUGCCGGGGCCGCUGGGGCUCAUUCUCGCGCUGCAGAAGCAACCCGUCAUCGUCACCAUCCGCGCCUCUGCGCAGGACUUUAUUGACUAUGCGGAGGGCAUUUAUGAGGGCUGGAACUGCUACAGCCCCGUGGGGGAGGUCGUUGGGGACAGACAGGGCAAUGGUUUCAGAGCGACAGCCACUGCCACCAACAACACGGGGCUGCUGGACCACGUGAUGCUGGCCGUGGGGUACAACUAUGUUGUGCCGGGAAGCGCGCAGAAUUAUUUCAUUCUGAAGAACAGCUGGGGGCCAAAUUGGGGGGAGAAUGGUUACAUGAAGAUUCGCAUGGAGGGUGACGCGUUCGGCACGUGCGGCAUGCUGGUGAACCGCGGGCUGUACCCCGUUGUGAAUGCCCACCAGACCACAGACCCCUGUGGCACGUCACCGUGUGGGGGGGGCACGUGUGAGGCGGACGAGAGUGGCAACGGCAAGUACACGUGUCAGUGCUCGGACCUGCUGGUGCCAGCUGUCAACCGCGACGGCACUCCCACCUGCACCAUCAUCGAGAUCUGCAGUGUGCUACCCACCAACCCCUGCGUGGUAGGGCAGUGCAUCAACAGCGGUGACGGCGGCUACUCGUGCCUCUGCCCGCCCAAUUACAAGACGAGUGUGCUCGCCUCCGGCCAGACCACCUGCGUGCCUGAGAUGUCUGGGAGCAGUGCAGCAGCGGUGCAGGGCACGUACACAGUGCAGGGCGGGGAGACCUGUGGCGCCAUCUAUGGCUUCAUCGGCCUCACCCAGGAGCAGUUCCUCGCACAGAAUGAGGGACUGGACUGCGACAAUCUCAAGGCGGGUCAAGUGCUCAACAUCUCCAUCCCAUCCACAACGCAAGUGUGCCGCGUGCGCUACACUGUCACCCAGGCGGAUGCCGCAGCAAGGAGCUGUGAUCCCAUCAACACCCGCUUUGGCAUCGACGUCACGACCAUCAACCCCAGCCUUGACUGCUCAAGCCUCACACCCAACCAGCAGAUCUGCAUUCAAGUGGGGGACGCGGUGUCAGGAGCAGCGGACUACAACCUGUGCACGGAGUACCAGCCGGUCACGCAGUGGUUCACGUGUACCAGCGCCGUCGCAAACUAUGGCAUGACGUGGUUCGACCUCUACCGCCUCAACCCCGGCAUCAACUGUGACUCUCUCAGCACGCUCACAGGCUCCGAG